GGGGGUUCCUCUCUCAUAGCCGGGCCGGCCGCUUCGCCUGGAGACUGCCCGGGCGUGCUUCAAGGGCGCUCGCGGGAGCCUUUCCCGGGGCAUUGUACAUAGCAUGGAGGAGCCCAAGGAACCCAAGGAGGAGCGCAAGGAGUCCAAGGAGCGAAAGGAGACCCCGGAGAACCGGGAGAAUGUGUACCUGCUCACCUACUCCUUCAACCAGGACUUCUCCAACUUUGUGGCGGGCACCACUGCGGGCUUCCGGGUCUUCGGGGUCGCCGGCCAGCGGGCGCCUGCCGAGAAGGGCGCCGGCUACGCGGCGGCUCCGGCCCCGACCUCGCCGGUGGAGGAGCUGCGACGGCGUGAGCACAGCCCAGGGCUGCAGCACAGCGCGGUGAUGCACAUCUCCAUGCUCAACAAGACCAGCAUCUUCGCCAUGGCGACGCUGUCUCUGGAGCGGCAAGGGGAGGGCCUGGCGUCCAUGAACAAGGUGCAGAUCUGGGACGAGAAGAAGCAGAAGACGGUGGCGGAGCUCCGGUGUCGGAACGAGGUGAAGGGCGUGUAUUUGCACAAGGACGUCAUCGUCAUGGUCUGCGAGUACGUGAUCUACGUCUACACCUCCGGUGACCGGCUCAAGGUGAUUCUCCACUUGGACACCGGCUCCAACAAGCUGGGGCUCUGCGCCCUCGCCUACGGGAGCGACCCCUGCAUCAUCUGCUGCCCCGCCCAGAACCGAGGCGCUGUGCGGAUCCAAGUGGGCCAAGACGCGCAGGCGACCCACGUGUUCCAGGCGCACCAGUCGGGCCUGGCGGCGCUGGCGCUGACGACCAGCGGCUCGCUGGUCGCUACGGCGUCGGAGACCGGCACGGUGAUGAAGGUGUUCCGCACCGCGGACGGGGAGGCGCUGUACAGACUGCGCCGCUCCACCCGGGCGGCGCACAUCUCGUGCCUCACGUUUCGGGACGACGCCUUCCUGGCCGUGGCGUCGUCCUCGGUCACUGUGCAUAUCUUCAAGCUGGACAACGCCACUGCCGCGGAGGUGGAGGACCCGGAGAAGGAGAACAGCGCCCAUGCCUCGCCGGCGCUGAAGCCGGCGCCGGAGCCUUGGCCGAGGCUGACGGCUCUGCAGACCCUGCAGCACAAGGGCGCCGAGGUGCUCCGGGGCUUGACGCCUCAGUACCUGGCCGACCUCCGGAGCUUCGGGCAGUUCCGGGUGCCGGACAUGGACGGGGGCCCGGCGCUGGACACGCGCUCGCGGCUGUCGCACAUCGCGGGGCCGAUUUUGGCCUUCCACAAGACCGAGCCGCGGCUCUACGUACUGCACUACAACGGCUUCCUCUACGAGUGUGGCUUCCAGCCGGAUGGGGACCCGACCACCACCCAGGAGUGCACCUUCCUGUCGGCCACUGCGUGGUUCGCCAACCGCCCGGAGUUCACCUUGGCCACCGGGGAGAGGAAGACGGAGCCAGGGGAGACCGACGGAGAGGAGUGGCAGCUCCUGUAGAUGGCUCACCAGACCUCCGCAAAUUCAGCCCAUUGAGGUGUGUUCUUUGGUGCAUGUUGCUUGGA
Molecule: messenger RNA, 1557 nt
Organism: Effrenium voratum
Lineage: Eukaryota; Dinophyceae; Suessiales; Symbiodiniaceae
Source: the annotation of a GenBank genome assembly